AUGACCACGCACGACGGUAUCGAAUUCGGCCAGAAGUUUGCCAACUUCAAUGUCAUUCAGUCUAGCUACAAACGAGUAGGCAAUCAUGAUAUCGGUGUCGAUAUGAUUAUUCCUCGCACGGUGUCGACCGGAAAAAGGCCUCUUAUCGCUCGAUUUCACGGUGGAGGACUUGUAACCGGUGAUUCUCUGUACGAAGCUUGGUUUCCCAAAUGGCUCCUGGAGCUCGCGGAAUCCACAUCCGCAGUCAUCAUCUCCGCCAACUAUCGCUUCUUCCCCGAAGUCGUCGGCCUUGAUAUCCUCGAUGAUGUUGAAGAUUUCUGGACGUGGCUUCAUUCGAAUUAUCCCAAAGACCUACUAGCAGCCCAUUCAACACCGAUAGAGCCUGACUUGGACCGGAUCCUAACCGCCGGCGACUCAGCAGGCGGGCUAUUGGCCGUCUAUUUGACCUUGAGUCAUCCAGAUGAGAUCCGCGCUGGAACAGCAGCCUAUCCCUCGAUUCAUUGGGAUAAAGAGCCAUUGCAUCCACAGACAUGGAAUAAAAAUCUCCCGGAUCUGCCCGUUUCUGUCUACGAUGAAUAUCUCUUGAACAUGAACGUCGAGAACAUCGAAUCCUCCGAUCGAUCGUUGACGCGAACGCCUAUUGCAGCGACAAUGUCUCGCCACAGAAAGGGCUACGAGACUUGGAUUCGUGGCUCUGACGAAUCAUCGCAGUCGGACCGUCUAUUUCAGCUCGCCAGGUUGGACAAGCCAGACGCAAGGCUGCCUCGUGGUGGACUGGUCAUCUUCCAUGGGGUUAAUGAUGAGUCUGUGCCACACCAGGCCAGCGAACGAUUUGUCGAGAAGGCGAGAGACGUCUUGAAGAAUAAACAGGGAGGGGAUAAGGUUGUUCUGGCUUUGAGACCGGGUCCACAUGGCUUUGAGGCAGAUGCACCUUUGAAGGAAGAGUGGAUUGAUGAAGCGUUGAGAGAGGCCGUGAAGGUCUGGCUGGAAUAA
Aspergillus affinis is the source of this 993-nucleotide messenger RNA. Its product is annotated as alpha/beta hydrolase. The transcript is spliced from 2 exons. The record is from RefSeq and is a predicted model, not a curated record. Lineage: Eukaryota; Fungi; Ascomycota; Eurotiomycetes; Eurotiales; Aspergillaceae. The coding region runs from base 1 to 993 and encodes 330 amino acids. Gene Ontology annotation, molecular function: hydrolase activity.